GUCGCACCACACUGGUAUAAAUCUCACGGCCUUCGCAUUUAGCUCUAAAUCCAUUGUAUCAGCCGCUCUGCUCAGUAGCGCCGCCGCACCUCCGAUUUGCAGAGAUCUCGGUUAUAAGCUCCGGAGGUUCGAAAAUCAACAAGAAAAAUGUCAGGAGAGGAUGCCCCUGUCCCCGUUGCUGAUGCCCCAGCGCCCGCCCUUGGAGAGCCUAUGGACAUCAUGACUGCAUUGCAGCUGGUUCUGAGGAAAUCCAGGGCUCAUAGUGGCCUUGCUCGUGGACUCCAUGAAUCUGCUAAGGUUAUUGAGAAGCAUGCGGCUCAGCUUUGUGUUUUGGCAGAGGACUGUGACCAGGCAGACUAUGUUAAACUGGUGAAAGCACUAUGCGCUGACCAUAAUGUCAGCUUGAUCACGGUUCCUAGUGCUAAAACCCUUGGAGAAUGGGCUGGGCUUUGUAAAAUUGAUUCUGAAGGAAAGGCAAGGAAGGUCGUCGGCUGCUCAUGUGUGGUCGUCAAGGACUAUGGCGAAGAAAGCGAAGGACUUCACAUAGUGCAAGAGUAUGUCAAGUCUCAUUAGAUGGAUUCCAAACUACUAGAGGUUCUCCCAUUGCCUCUGAAUUCUGCAUAGGCAGCAGAGUUUUCCUAGAAAAGACAUGAAAAAUCGAAUCUUUUACAUUUGGUGUUUUCUUGCCUUAAACAUUGGAUAUCUUUUUAUUUCAUGUUUUCUCAAUUUUGAUGGCCUAUUUGUGUUA
This is a messenger RNA of Andrographis paniculata, 748 nucleotides long. Its product is annotated as 40S ribosomal protein S12-like. The coding region runs from base 148 to 573 and encodes 141 amino acids. Lineage: Eukaryota; Viridiplantae; Streptophyta; Magnoliopsida; Lamiales; Acanthaceae. The record is from RefSeq and is a predicted model, not a curated record. Gene Ontology annotation, molecular function: structural constituent of ribosome. Gene Ontology annotation, biological process: translation. Gene Ontology annotation, cellular component: ribosome; cytosolic small ribosomal subunit. The transcript is spliced from 5 exons.